Molecule: messenger RNA, 3645 nt
Organism: Marchantia polymorpha subsp. ruderalis
Lineage: Eukaryota; Viridiplantae; Streptophyta; Marchantiopsida; Marchantiales; Marchantiaceae
Source: the annotation of a GenBank genome assembly
UGGCCCGAGAUCAAGUCCAUGUAGCGGCGGUCCAAACCCUCGCUCGGGAGGAGGAAGCAAUGGCCAGUCGGGCCUCUAACAUUAGCACGGCAGCCCGGAGGCGAUCUUCAGUCCAGCCAAAAUAAGGGUGCCUCCAGAUAUGGCCGGAGAAAGUGGGGGGACCGAAUUGGGGGCGGCGUCGGACGAACUCGAGGUUUGACGGGCGAAAACGCAACUACGGCCGAAAACGGCUGAGGGUCACGCUGCGGCUCGUCGUGUAUUAUCUUGGACAGAGAUCAUUGCUCGACGGAUUUUGGGAUUUUGUCAAGAGCUUGGGCGCGUGAUGCGAAUUCGGAGAGUGGAUUGAUCUUCAUCUCGAGGCACUGAAGGUUUGAAGAAAGGCUGCGGCCAUGGAUGCGACCGUCAGUGGACUCAAGUCCCUCGUACUGGAUAGUAACACCGAGGGCGGGUCACGAGGAUCCGGACUCCAGACCCGGGUAAAGAGAGAGAUCAGAGUUCCUAUCCCUGGGAAGAGGAAUGUCAUGGUAACUAGUGCACUGCCUUAUGUCAACAACGUGCCGCAUUUGGGGAACAUCAUCGGGUGUGUGUUGUCCGCGGAUGUCUACGCCCGGUAUUGUCGUAUUCGAGGUUACAAUGUCAUUUACAUGUGUGGAACUGAUGAGUAUGGCACGGCGACUGAGACGAAGGCCAUGGAAGAAGGAAUAUCUCCCAAGGAAAUUUGCGACAAAUACCACGCGAUUCACAAGGAGAUAUAUGAAUGGUUUGAUAUCGAUUUCGACAUGUUCGGUCGGACUUCAACCCCUGAACAGACAGUGAUUUGUCAAGCCAUUUUUCAAAAGUUGCUAGAAAAAGACCGCCUUCUGGAAGACAAGAUGGAACAGCCAUACUGCAACACCUGCCUGCGUUUCUUGGCGGACAGAUUUGUGGAGGGUAUUUGCCCCCACGCUACUUGUCGUUACGAGGAUGCAAGAGGUGAUCAGUGUGACAAGUGUGGCAAGCUCUUGAAUGCUGCCGACCUAAUAAACCCCCGUUGCAAGAGGUGCGGAAAUCCACCACAAAUUCGAGAGACAGAACAUAUGUUUUUGGAUCUUCCCCAGCUAAAAGACCGGCUGGAAGCAUAUGUCACCAACACAUCUGUUUCUGGGGGUUGGAGUCAAAACUCAGUGCAGACAACAAAUGCAUGGAUUAGAGACGGUCUAAAGCCUCGGUGCAUUACCCGAGAUCUCAAAUGGGGUGUCCCUGUCCCUCUUGAGAAGUACAAGGAAAAGGUGUUCUAUGUGUGGUUUGAUGCUCCUAUCGGAUACAUGUCAAUCACAGCAAACUAUACUUCUGAUUGGGAAAAGUGGUGGAAGUCUCCAGACGAUGUAGAACUUGUUCAGUUUAUGGGUAAAGACAACGUCCCUUUUCACACGGUGAUUUUUCCGUCCACCCUUCUUGGGACCGACGAUCCUUGGACGUUGAUGAAGACGAUUAGUGUCACGGAGUAUCUGAACUAUGAGUCAGGAAAAUUCUCUAAGAGUAGAGGAGUUGGUGUCUUUGGAAAUGAUGCGAAGACCACUGACAUUCCUGUCGAAGUCUGGCGAUACUACCUCCUGACGAACCGCCCGGAGAUGUCCGACACACUGUUUACCUGGGCAGAUCUGCAAGCCAAACAAAAUAAUGAGUUGCUCAAGAACUUGGGCAAUUUUGUCCACCGGUCUCUGUCCUUUCUUGUGAAGCCUGCAGGUGAAGGGUAUGCUGGAGUGAUCCCUGAAGCUCCUGGGGCCGAAUCACAUUCAUUAACAGUCACUCUUGGAGAGAAAGUGGGUGAGUUGGUGAAAGACUACGUUGAAGUUAUGGAGAAGGUGAAGUUGAAGCAAGGCUUGAGGAUCGCCAUGAAUGUGUCGAGCUUAGGAAAUUUAUAUCUCCAGGAUACCAAGUUCUGGAAAUUGUACAAAGAAGAUCCCCCGGCCUGUGCAAUAGUUUUGAGGACUUCCCUCGGAUUAGUGCAUCUUCUAGCAACCUUGUUGGAGCCUUUUAUGCCUUCAUUUUCACACAAGGUUUUGGCGCAAUUGAACCUUCCACCAUCAUCAUUAAGUCUGUCUGAUGAGAAGGGAGACUUGGAAAAAGCGUUCAAACCGUGGGAACUCGUGCCUGCGAAUCACCAUAUCGGUUCACCGACUCCGUUGUUUGCUGAGAUGAAAGACGAGGAGAUGGAAAGGUAUCGCGCAAAGUUUGCUGGGAGCCAAGCAGAUCGAGCCGCUGCAGACGCCACCGCAGCUGCGACUACGGGAACACCCGCAGUAAGUAAGGGAGAUACCAAAAAAAAUGUGAAGUCUUCGAAGGGAGGAGAAGCAAAGUCUAAGAAGAGUGCCACAGAGGUGAAGGAUGCACCUCCCGCCGCCCGACUGGACAUCAGAGUGGGAUUGAUAACCAAAGUUCAAAAGCAUCCAGACGCCGACUCUUUAUAUGUGGAGGAGAUUGAUGUAGGUGAAGCAGCUCCGAGGACGGUUGUUAGUGGGCUGGUGAAGUUCAUCCCUAUCGAGCAGAUGCAGGAUCGACGAGUUUGUGUUCUUUGUAAUCUCAAACCUGCAUCAAUGAGGGGUAUUAAAUCACAAGCCAUGGUGUUAGCUGCGUCGAACGCGGACCACACGAAGGUUGAGUUAGUGACUCCACCGGAGGGUGCUCAAAUUGGUGAGAGAGUUACGUUCCCUGGAUACGAAGGCGAGCCUGAUGAGGUUCUGAAUCCCAAGAAGAAGAUCUGGGAGACAGUGCAACCAGAGCUUGCCACAACGGAGGAGCUUGUGGCCGUAUACAAAGACGUGCCGUUCACCACCUCAACUGGGGUUUGUAAAGUGGCGUCAAUCACAAAAGGGUCGAUCAAGUAAUUUCGAUUGAAACUUCCGGAAGGUCUGUCGUUGACCUCUUCUGCUACCUGCAACCCUCGCUUUUCCCAGCUCCAUAAAACAUAUGCCUUCACGUGUUUCUGGUCAGCAGCUUGGGACUACCUCAGCCGGAAUUAAGGACCCGUAAUCAACGGGAGUCCUCGCUAGGUCUGCCCCAGCCCGCAAUAGUGAUAGAGUAGGAUAACAUUGGAGCAGAGUUCUUUAGAUGAUGGAGGAGAUUUUGGCAACCUUCGUUUCCGAGAUGGGCAAGAAUUGUUGAAACAUAUCUGUUCUUGGCAAGGCAGGCUUGCAGUUACUCAAGCUUUCAAGAUUAGUAAAAGUCAUUACAGUGUAAAUUAUUCGGCAGUUUUUUUAUCGGCAGUAUCUGGGUCCCUCACAAGGAACUUUAUGCUGGAAGUACAAACACAUCACUUGUGAGUACGGACAACUUUGUCUGUACAUUCUUUGGUGCCUUCCGUCUGGAGAGUAUGUAUUGAGUGAGGAUAUGUACGUCUGCCAGAAAUUUAUUGACCCGUAUUCUGCCAUGUAGUAUUGAGCAUAGCGAUUUUGUCAAGAGGUCUUUGUACAAGGGAAUAGCUUGAGCAGAGAGUACCGAAUGCAUGCAUAAUUUUUCUCUGCGGGCAUCUUUCUGUAAGGAUCAAGAGUUUUUGAUCUGUUUCAAUGUGAACAAUGGAAGACAUUGGCUACUCACCGAGUGCCAAAUUCGCAGUUGUUGACGAUAAUCAGAGCGCGGCUGUUGCUCCAUGGCGUAUUCGUGGUU